AUGCUGGGCGCGUUUACGCACGGUAAUGACAGUGAUAUUUUAUCAGACCAAUCUCUCUCGUAUACCAUCAGAACGUCAGCCAAUGUACCUGAAAGGAAUUUGCUGCAUGUUUCGGAAGAACAAACCCCACUCCUCAAGUAUGAAACGCCCAGCCGAUAUCAGGCCGUCAGCGACCAGCUCAAGGAUGUUGUCACUGGUGCAGAGGCCCUUGUCAAUGUGGACUCGCAGUGGAGUUUCCUGAAAGCACGCCAGAAGAUUUUUCAAGCUGCGACAGAGUCACGGGUUAAUGGAGAGGCGUGGGUACAAAAGGCCAAAAAUCUCUCAAAGGACGACGUGGUUGCCAUGGCAAAGGCGCCGCUUCUCAACGUCCCAGCCGUGGUACUCGGUUUACUGCUGAAUAUUCUUGAUGGUGUGUCCUACGGGAUGAUUACGUUUCCUACGUCCAUGCCAAUCUUCGCGUCUUUCGGCGGCGACGGUGUCUCCAUGUUUUUUGUUACGUGUAUUAUUUCUCAGAUGGUAUACACCCUAGGCGGGUCAGUUUUUAAGGGCGGAAAUGGAAGUAUGAUGAUUGAAGUCGUGCCAUUUUAUCACAUCUUGGUAAAAGUGAUUGUUCAGGUCGCGGGAACCGACAACCCAAAAGUCAUUGUCUCUACAACGAUGGUGGCAUUUGCACUUUCUUCGGUGCUCACAGGACUCUUAUUUUUGAUUCUGGGUGCUCUUCGGCUAGGUGUUUUGAUCAGUUACUUUCCUAGACAUAUCCUUGUCGGUUGCAUCGGUGGUGUCGGUGUAUUCUUGAUGGAGACGGGUUUUGCGGUGACCGCUCGAUUGGAAGGCGAGGAUGGGUUCAAAUACAACUUGGCAACUAUGCAGGCGUUAUCAGCUAAUGCGCAAGUAAUUUUACAAUGGCUUGUCCCUCUUUGUCUUGCCGUGCUUCUGCAGGCCAUUACAGCACGUUGGCACCACCCACUGAUUAUGCCAGUCUAUUUUUUGAUCAUCCCUGUUAUAUUCUACAUGGUUUCUUUUCUUCUAUUUGGAGCCAAUAUGGAGACUUUAUGGGAGCAAGGAUGGGUUUUUGAUAUCCAGCAUUUGGCAAACGCACCAUUCUAUCGGUUUUACACCUAUUUUGACUUUCAAAAUCUAGACUGGAAUGCUUUAUGGGCCACUAUGCCUACCCAAAUGGCCCUAGUUUUCUUUGGGAUUCUACAUGUGCCUCUCAAUAUACCGGCACUUGGUGUUAGCCUCAGUGAGGACAAUGUGGAUACAGAUCGGGAGCUUGUGGCGCAUGGUAUUUCCAAUGUAUGUGCGGGUAUGUUAGGAACAGUGCCGAAUUACCUCUGUUAUGUAAAUUCGGUUCUGUUCUACCGCGUCGGAGGCGGCUCGCGACUGAGUGGACUUAUGCUUGCCAGUGCUACUGCCAUGGUUUUGCUUAUGGGCCCUGGUAUGAUUGGAUAUUUGCCCAUUAUGGUCGUUGGGGCGCUUAUUUUCGUCUUGGGUCUCGACCUUGUUCGUGAGGCACUAUGGGACACCAUUGGACGUGUCAACCGACUAGAGUAUAUCACCAUUGUCAUUAUUGUGGUGGUGAUGACGUUGUCAGACUUUGUUGUGGGCAGUCUGGUGGGGAUCUUGUUGGCAUGCCUGAUUUUUGUCAUGCAGUCUGCCCGUCGAAACGUUGUACGCGCUGUAUUCACUGGACACUCUGCCCGCAGCACAGUUCGACGACAGCUCACGCAGCGCCGUUUCCUUGAUGAGGUCGGUCGGCAAACGCAAGUGCUUAAACUCCAUGGUUCCUUAUUUUUUGGGACUGUCAACUCAGUCGAGCGGCUUGUGCGACAGCUGCUGGAUUUGGCUACAUGGAAAAAAAACCCAAUUCGCUUCCUAAUCAUGGAUGUCACCCUCGUAAACAACAUGGAUUUCUCAGCAGCUGAGACCAUGACACGCAUCCAUCGCAUGCUAAGCUCUAAGGGGGUCCAUCUUGUCUUCUGUGGCCUGAGACUUGAUAGUGAUGUUGCUCUUGCCCUUCGAAAAGUGGAUUUAUGGAUUGACGCAGUGCCCUAUUUGGAGGUUUUUGCUUCUUUGAACGAAGCAUUAGAGUGGACAGAGAAUGAAUAUCUUCGUGGACUUUACUCUAGUGAUCUCUCUGCUGGCAAAACAUUGAAACAUGUGACUAUGGCUGAUACUACAGCACUCCGCAUGCCAAAUCGUAAUGAUCGCCUGGCUAUUGACUUGGCAGAAGGCGUUGUAAAUUCACCCCGCUAUGAACAUUUGCAUCAGGCGGCCAAGCAAGUCACCCAGGAUUUGCAUCGUCCUACUAAGAGUCCAACUCGUCUCUCUGACCAUGCUAUGCAUCGUCCCUAUUCUGUGCUUGCCAGUACACUGGGACCCUAUAUGGAGCAUUCCGAGUGCGAUUAUCUUUUCCGGAUUUUGGUACCAGAAAUGCAAGAGCUCUUUCUGCCAAAGGAUACGGUCCUUUGGCAGCUGGGCGAUACACCUGAUGCGCUGUAUUUUAUCGAGUCAGGCAUGCUCAAAGCCCGAUACUUGUUCUCUCAGGGUAACAAUGAGGUUCAUGAGGCUAUGCUGGCUGGUACAGUGGCAGGAGAACUCACCUUUUUGUCACAACAGAAACGCAAUGCUCAUGUACUUGCCGAAAUCGACACAUAUGUAUGGCGACUCGACAAGACUGCUCUGAAAAACAUUGAGAAACGCGAUGCCCAAGCUUAUGGCACACUUAUCCAGCUUCUGCUACGAGUGACAGCCGAUGAGCAGGAAUGCCUCAUGUCUUAUCUAGUGUCUCGCCUAAGCUAA
Molecule: messenger RNA, 2802 nt
Organism: Malassezia sympodialis ATCC 42132
Lineage: Eukaryota; Fungi; Basidiomycota; Malasseziomycetes; Malasseziales; Malasseziaceae
Cellular component (GO): membrane
Source: RefSeq, a predicted model, not a curated record